GGGGACACAAGGGACACAGGAUACGCAAAGGGAAACAUGGGAACACAGGGGACACAAGGGGACACAGGGAGACACAAGGGACACAGGAAGACACAAGAGACACAGGGAACACAAGGAGACACAGGGAACAUAAGGGACACAGUUGGACACAAGGGACACGGUUGGACAGAGUGGUCACAAGGGGGCACAAGGCGGCACAGUGGACAUAAGGGGACACAGGGGACACAGGGGACACAGGGACACAAGGAACACAGGAGACACGAGGGUCACAGGGAUCACAAGGGGACCCAAAGGACACAUGGGACACAGGACAAGGGACACAGGGGACACAAGGGGAAACAGGGGACACAAGGGACACAAAGGGACACGCGGGACACAGGGAACACUAACGGACACAGGGGGCACAGGGAACACAGGGGACACAAGGGAACACAGGGGACACAGGGGGACACAGGGAAAACAAAAGGACACAAGAGACACAUGGGGACACAAGGUACACAAGGGGACACAGGAGACACAAGAAACACAGGGGGACACAGGGGACACAAGGGACAGAAUUGGGCACAGGGGACACCAGGGGACACAAAGGACACAAUUGGACACGAGACACAAUUGGACACAUGGGACACUGGGGGGCACAGGGGACACAAGGGGACACAAUGGGACACGGGGAACACAGAAAUAAUGCCAUUUCGCAUUAUUUCCGUGUUAUUCAUUCUCGGACAUUUCUUUGAGAUUAACCGCAAUUUCACAAUGGCAGUGCUUACGUUACAUAUGGUAAUAACCUCAAGCGAAGUUCUGAGUCUCUCUACUUUUUUGACCCCUCCAAAUCAAUAACAAAUAUCAACUCUCCUUUUAUAGUACAUUCACCCAUCUGAUGCGCACAAGCUUGGUCAAGCGGAAUUAGUGGUGAUUGACGAGGCUGCUGCUAUACCUUUGCCCCUGGUCAAAGAUCUCAUGGGUCCUUAUCUUGUCUUUCUCUCGUCAACUGUCAACGGGUAAGGUUGAAAUUUGUGCUGAAAUAAAGGGAAUUUCAAAGUAACUUUCUUUCCAGCUGCAGUCAAACCUCCACCUACGGCCACCUCUCCACAACGGCCAAUUUUUUCUGCGGACAGUCCAUAAAUUGACUCUUGUUUAAACUUAUUUUCAACGGCUACUUUCUUCUGUCCCCAAGGUGGGCGUUGUGGAGGGAUUCAACUGUAAAGGUUUUUAUAGCUUUCCGAAUGCUGAUUCAUCGAGUGGUCUAACUCUUUUUUGAGGGCUUUCAGAAAGUGGGGAAGACGCAAAAGUGAAAGGUACGCGAAAAGUUGGCGGGGCGCCCUUCCCCUCCCCAGUUUCCUCCCGGUUUUUUUCCAUCUCCGCGCUUCAGUGGACUCGACUAUCUCGGAGCCUGGAACAGGCUACCCGUUGCCCGUUUACCAUUUUGGUAACAUCCCUGUUGCCGAACCGAAAAUAUAAGAGUGGUGAGUGUCUUGUGUUAGUUUCUAUGGCACUUUGGAUGAAAUCAAAUCUGAUGGUAGAUUUUCCUACGUAGGUAUGAAGGAACUGGCAGAUCUCUGUCUUUAAAACUCAUCCAGCAGCUGCGAGAACAGAGUGCACCUUUAGGCUCAUCAUCAUCAUUAUCAAAAUCUGCAAACAAAGGAAGCAGUUCUACUACUCUGGGCCGCACUCUUAAUGAGAUAACACUGAACGAGUCAAUCCGUUAUGCUCCAGGAGAUGAGGUGGAGAGAUGGUUAAAUCACUUACUGUGCUUGGAUGCUACUGUGGUUCAGAAACUUACUUCAGGAUGUCCACUGCCUGAAAACUGUGAUCUGUAUCCUUUUGGCGUUCCAUGAUGGUUUUUUAUUUUUAAACUGUAUAAUUUGGCGUAUUUAGUUUGUGUAGCAAUUUCUGAUAGAACAAGUAAUCUUCAUGGCAUAUAUGUUCUUGUUCAAGCGCUUAUUAUAUUAGAGUGUAAUCGAAAUUGCUAUAACCGUUUCUGUGCACUAAUAAUAUGCAGUUUCUCCAGUUGUAGGACUUGUAUGACUCAUAACGCUCGAAAAACCCCUCUCAAAAAUCUGCUCUCAAUUUUCAAGUGUCGCUAAUUAGAUGCAAUUUCACCAGUUGUAUGAUUUAUACGAGUCGUACCACUGAAAAGGUCCCCCCUCGACAAUUCUGCUCUCAGUUCUUGAAAAUUUCGCUGAUGAGAUGCCAUUUCACCAGUUGCGCGAAUUGUACGAGCCGUAUCACUGGAAAAGGGCCUCCCUCUCUACACUAAGGAGGUGCAACCAAGUAAUGUUCUUCACUUCUUUCUUUCAAACGUAUCACAUUCGCCACAUGAACUAAUUGCACAAUUUGACGACUCUUCCCACUUGAAUCUUGACUUGUACGACUUGAACAAGUGGACGCGAGUGUUACAUUAGCCCGCGAGUAGGCUCUCCGUAGAGAACGCGCGAGCUUGAGCAGCAAGGCCGUCCUUUUCGCGUCUCCUUUCGCUCGUGGCGCUCGCUCUUAAAUUUUCACGAUAUCCCUCAAAUGGAGAGCUUGGUCGCAGGUUAUGUUGACAUCAGAGUGUUUCUUAAAUUGCAAUUAUUAAAUAUGAAUGAGGAGAAGUCAAUGUUGACUCGAAAUGAGUAUCCCUAACGCGGUUUAUUUUUCUCAAGCCGGAAACAUAAGCUCGAACUCUCUCCAACUUUGAAAAGUGAAGUAUGGAUAUUUCGUUUCGUGUCAUAACAUUAACAAAAUUUUCUAAUCUGAAUGGCUCUUAGCAGCCUGUUUUUAAUAUUAAUAGGACAAUGUAGUGGGAUUAUUCACGUCAUUGCUAAGUUAUUGAACGAUAUACGUCACCACGCUGGCUGUAAUAGUACAGUUGCCCUCAAUGGAUUCCUUUUCUUCCUGCAUCUAGCAAAAGAUUAGGGGCGAUAUUUUUCUUUCAUCAGCUAUCCCUUGUCUAAAUUUAUUUAGAACCGUGUUUGAGAUGAGUUUUUUUUAUACAUGACCUUAAUGGCAUCCUUCAGAUAUUAUGUCAACCGGGACACUCUUUUCUCGUAUCACAAAGCAUCUGAAGUUUUCUUACAGAGAUUGAUGGCUCUCUAUGUAGCUUCACAUUACAAGGUAGUUUUAUGAGCUGGUGCAGUCAACUAAUCCUGAAUUCAACAAAGCAGUUGUUAGAGUGAAUAUAUUUAGAGAACACAGGCAAACAAUUCAGGUAAAUGUUCUUUCUUGUUUUACUGGUACAUCGAACUACAACUAGACAUACAUUAUCGCAAAAAUCUCUCGGAGCAGAAAAGGGUCAGCAGUGAGAAUAAAAAUACGAUGAAAGAAAAAAAACGAGAAAAAAAAAACUGGAAGUAGAUUUGAACGAGAUUUGAACCUGCACCCCAACUUCCUCCGGCACAAAAAGUGAAGCCUCGUGCCACAUGGGUACACAGGGGACACAAGGGACACAGGAUACGCAAAGGGAAACAUGGGAACACAGGGGACACAAGGGGACACAGGGAGACACAAGGGACACAGGAAGACACAAGAGACACAGGGAACACAAGGAGACACAGGGAACAUAAGGGACACAGUUGGACACAAGGGACACGGUUGGACAGAGUGGUCACAAGGGGGCACAAGGCGGCACAGUGGACAUAAGGGGACACAGGGGACACAGGGGACACAGGGACACAAGGAACACAGGAGACACGAGGGUCACAGGGAUCACAAGGGGACCCAAAGGACACAUGGGACACAGGACAAGGGACACAGGGGACACAAGGGGAAACAGGGGACACAAGGGACACAAAGGGACACGCGGGACACAGGGAACACUAACGGACACAGGGGGCACAGGGAACACAGGGGACACAAGGGAACACAGGGGACACAGGGGGACACAGGGAAAACAAAAGGACACAAGAGACACAUGGGGACACAAGGUACACAAGGGGACACAGGAGACACAAGAAACACAGGGGGACACAGGGGACACAAGGGACAGAAUUGGGCACAGGGGACACCAGGGGACACAAAGGACACA
Molecule: messenger RNA, 4003 nt
Organism: Porites evermanni
Lineage: Eukaryota; Metazoa; Cnidaria; Anthozoa; Scleractinia; Poritidae
Source: the annotation of a GenBank genome assembly